AUGUCUUCGAAUCAGACGAAGAUGAAGAUAGCCAGCAGAUGUCGAAAAAAUAUUCCGCUUCGAGACAGAAAUCUGGGAAAGCUGAUAAGAUAUGAGGAGAUUAGAGGGUGGACUAUGAAAGGAGCUCCAUUCUUAGACUUAUUGAGCACUUGUAUUCAUGCGUGGUAUGGAUCAUAUGCAUAUCGAACAAUUACAAGUGAAGCGACGAAAGGAGUUGUAAAUGCGAGUAUGAAUCACAACUUGUGA
Molecule: messenger RNA, 246 nt
Organism: Sclerotinia sclerotiorum 1980 UF-70
Lineage: Eukaryota; Fungi; Ascomycota; Leotiomycetes; Helotiales; Sclerotiniaceae
Exons: 3
Coding region: 1-246 (81 amino acids)
Source: RefSeq, a predicted model, not a curated record